AACAUUUUUUAUGAGAUGAAUUUGAAGAUUUAUCAAUCAAUCAAAAAGAAGGGUAGGAGUGAUGGUGUAUGUAUCUCUUUAUUUAAACUUAAUUUAGUAUUGUUGUUGGUGGGAAGUUUAGAUUAUUUUAUCCAUUCUUAAGUCAUAAGAAUUCUUAUUUCUUUCUUUAGUUUUUGUCUAUUCUUCAAAUUUCUCUUCUGCUUAUUCGUCGUCUCCGAUUCUCUUCCAUUUUCCGGUUCCUUACCAAUCGGGAACAGGAAAUGGCAUCCCUAGCCACUCUAUUCUCUCUUCAAUUCUCGUUCCAGAGACCUUCUACUCGCCGGUUUCUUUCUCGAUUUCAUCACAGAUACGAUUCUUUCAAGCACCGUAAAGAUUGGGUUCGGAGACGCACUCUGCUCCCUGUUCUUUCCUCGUCCGAUGGAACUAAUCAGGAUACUCAGCCGGAACCUGAAUCAAUAUCCACACCUUCUUCUUCUUCUUCUUCUUCUUCUUCCUCGUCAUCGUCUCCUUCAAUUUCGAGUAAUUCAACGUAUACUUUGUGUGCUGCGUUGGGCGGGAUUGGAUUCGUUGAAACUGCGUAUUUGAGUUACCUCAAGCUCACUGAUUCAGCUGCCUUCUGCCCGAUUGGUGGCGGAGGCUGUGAUAACGUUCUCAACAGUGAUUAUGCUGCUGUGUUUGGUGUACCACUGCCUUUGAUUGGAAUGGUGGCGUAUGGAUUAGUUGGAGCAGUUAGUUUGCAAUUGGCGGCUAAGAAAUUGCCUUUUGGUAUUGAUGAAUCUGGUGGUCGUUUAGUGUUGCUUGGCACUACUACCUCUAUGGCAGCAGCCAGUGCAUACUUUCUGUACAUUCUGAACACACAAUUUUCUGGAGUUACAUGCUCAUAUUGCCUAGUAUCUGCUCUGUUGUCGUUCAGCUUAUUCUUUGCCACUCUGAAGGAUUUUGGAUUGGAUGAGUCCAGAAGACGAUUGGCCACUCAGAUAAUUAUGGCUGGCAUCGUUUUUUUCACCCUUUCUACCUCAUAUGGUUCCUUACCCAUUUCUCGAAGUGCUGCUGAACUUGACUUGCCGUACUUUGAAACUGAGCUAACAAAGCCAUCAACCCCUCUGGCCAUUUCCCUUGCAAAGCAUUUGCAGUCCAUCGGGGCCAAAAUGUAUGGAGCUUUUUGGUGUUCACAUUGUGUAGAGCAGAAAGAGAUGUUUGGACGUGAGGCAGCAAAACUAUUAGACUAUGUAGAGUGUUUCCCUAAUGGAUAUCAUAAAGGCACUAAGAUAGAGAAAGUUUGUUCCGAUGUUGGAAUAGAAGGCUUCCCAACAUGGGUAAUUAACGGUCAGGUUUUGAGUGGGGAGAAAGAACUGUCAGAACUUGCUGAAAUUUCAGGAUUUUCGGCUGAUGGGAUAAGUUAAAACAUCCUUUUAUAUUUUCUUCUGUUUAUAUCAAUUCAGUAGGCAUAUAUAGAUAAGUAUAUAAUAGAUAUCUAAUCACUUCAUUUAUUACUCAUCAAGGGAAUAGGUAAUCAGUUCAGAGUCUUACUUUUGCUCUUCUUGAUGUAGAUAUAACAAAUACAAAUGCUUGAUAUUUAUUUUGAAUUAGUUGUCCUUUACGAGUAGAGUAGAGUUUAGAUCAAUUUUUGUUAGAUUAGUUAAUGUUUCAAAAACUUCACUUUCAAUAAUCUAUUCAUAAGUGGUUGUCUCGGAGCAUUGGAUGCUUUGAUAUGUAAGGUUAUAUUGGUUACUUUGGCA
Molecule: messenger RNA, 1739 nt
Organism: Cucumis sativus (cucumber)
Lineage: Eukaryota; Viridiplantae; Streptophyta; Magnoliopsida; Cucurbitales; Cucurbitaceae
Product: thiol-disulfide oxidoreductase LTO1
Exons: 6
Coding region: 261-1403 (380 amino acids)
Molecular function (GO): oxidoreductase activity
Source: RefSeq, a predicted model, not a curated record